Messenger RNA from Drosophila gunungcola (fruit fly), 7161 nucleotides. RefSeq names its product adenylate cyclase type 9 (gene Ac13E). Gene Ontology annotation, molecular function: adenylate cyclase activity. Gene Ontology annotation, biological process: adenylate cyclase-activating G protein-coupled receptor signaling pathway; intracellular signal transduction; cyclic nucleotide biosynthetic process. The record is from RefSeq and is a predicted model, not a curated record. Bases 1053 to 6287 code for a protein of 1744 amino acids. The transcript has 6 exons. Lineage: Eukaryota; Metazoa; Arthropoda; Insecta; Diptera; Drosophilidae.
CUAAAAUGUACAUUAAUUGGAAAAUCAAUGCAUACAUUUUACAAAAAGAAAAUACUUUAAGUUUAAUUUAAUUUCAUUAAUUGCGUUUGGUUAAUGUUCCUAUGUCGCUAUUUUCUUUUACAAUAGACCAGCAAUUUCUGUGCCUUUUCAAUUUCAAAAACAAAGAAUAAAGUUUUUGCCAGUGUAUGCAUACGUCUGCGUUAGCUGAUGAUGAUGAAGAUGACGAUGACUUUGCCUGAAGCCAAUGGGCCACACAUACACCGUCACUUGCAUCCAACGAGUAUCUUGUAUCAUAUCGAAUGUUAAUGAGCAAUUUGUGUAUAAUCACGGCGCACAAGCCGCAAAAGCCAAAAAAGCCGCACAUUGCGAAAUCCAAAUGUGGCAUGCGUUUAGCACACAUUACUGCAACUGCAACAGCAACAUCACAGCAGCAACAACACAGCGGCAACAUCACGAUACUAACAGACAUCAAGAAGUGGGACAAUCAGCUUCAGAAUCGUUUUGGGAAAGCUGCUCUAUUGGAGUUUCGCUCCCUCAAAUAGCAUUAUAAACAACCUGAUGUUGUUUCUAUAUAUAUUAGCAUUGAUAUAAUGCGAGCAUGUGGCAGCCAUGAGGCGGCAGCGUUCUACUCACUGCCAGCUGUUAUUAUGCCCGGCCACUUGUUGCAGGCAUUCAUGAUGCAACUGCGCCAGCAGCCAGCGGCACAACGAACUCGAUUCAAGUCUUUGCCGGGUCUCAACCAAAAACACUCAUACGCCAUGUGGGCGCGAGGCGAUCGGAGGAUGUUGCAUGAACAGCAGCCGACAACAACAACCGCAACGGGCGCCACACUGGCCCAUGGCCAAGGCUAAGGCCAGUGUUAUAGCCACAGUCACAGUCACAGUUACAGUUACAGCCACAGCCAUAGCCACACACCAGCAGUACUAAAUACAGAAUUACACCACCUCCAGCCACUACAACAACAACAAGAACAACAACAACAACAGACAACUGAAAUAUCAACAAAAGUUGAAGAAUUCCGUUGAACUCGAACGAAACAAAACAUCAACAAAAUGUCUGAGUCACGCCGUCAAUCGGUGAGCUCCAGGGCGAUGCCGCCGGGCGUUCUGGCCAACGAUAGCCGGGCCAACUCCACCGAUGACAUCCAGAUCGCCUUGGCGCCGCACAUCCAGACCUAUUUGAGCCAAACUGGCCGGCGGCACUCCUGCUGCAGCGUGAUGUUGCCGGUGGCCUUUGAGCGGGCUGCGGCCAAGUCCUGGCUGGACCCCAAGUUCGAUUCCCCGGUCCUGGAGGAGCAGUACCAGGCCAGCGUAUUUCCUCACGUCCGCAUGCGUUAUAGGUUCACCCUCUCGUACAUCCUACUAUGCUCGCUGAUGUGGUGCCUGUACUUCGUGGUGGACGGCGGAUCGGAGGACUUCUGGCGGCCGAUCUCCAGCGCCUUCUCGAUGCUCUCGCUGGUGACGAUCAUGGCGCUGUGCUUCACGCACUGGGACCUGUACCGGGAGCACCGGACGGCGACGUCGGCGGUGACCGCCCUGCUGCUCUGCGGCGCCUCGCUGGCCUUCCUCACCUACACGGGCCGGGCCUUCAGUCCGCUGGGCCACUUUGCCAUCUGCCUGGAGAUCGUGCUGCUCAUCUACACGGCCCUGCCGAUGCCCCUCUGGCUGGGCGCCAGCACCGCCAUCAGUUACUCCAUUGCCUUCGAGAUGGUCUCGCACAUGGUCAUCGGAUGCAGUGCCAUUCACGGCGGUGGAUCGGGAUCGGGAUCGGGAAUGGGAUCGGGAAUGGGAUCGGGAUCGGAAAUGACAGCCAAUGGCGAUCCCAGCAACAAGAUACUGAUCCUGCGUAUAAUGGCCCACCUGAGUGUGCAUCUGGUGGGGGUGCAUGUGCUGAUCAUGAAUCUGGUGCGGAUGCGCGGCACCUUCAUGAAGGUGGGUCAAAACCUGCUGGUGCGUCGCCAAUUGGAGAUGGAGAAACAGCUCAAGGAGAAGAUGAUCCACUCGGUGAUGCCGCCCAAGGUGGCGGAUAUGCUGCUGAACGAGGGCGGUACCUCGGGCCUCGAUUCGAGUGGAAUGCCGCCCGAAUCGCAUUACAUGCGACCACGGGCCUCCAACGAUGUGAAGUCGCUGUUCCGACCCUUUCACAUGCACAGCAUGGAGAACGUGAGCAUCCUAUUCGCCGACAUUGUGGGCUUCACGCGCAUGUCCUCCACGAAGACGGCCGAGCAGCUGGUGGAGAUCCUCAACGAUCUCUUCGAGCGCUUCGACGACCUCUGCUCGCUGAGUGGCUGCGAAAAGAUAUCCACGCUGGGCGACUGCUACUACUGUGUGUCCGGCUGUCCAGAGCCGCGGGCCGACCAUGCCAUUUGCUGCGUGGAAAUGGGUCUGGGCAUGAUCGACGCCAUGCGCUGCUUCGAUGCCCAGCGGCACGAGGGCGUCAAGAUGCGGGUGGGCGUCCACACGGGCACCGUCCUCUGCGGCAUCGUGGGCACGCGGCGGGUCAAGUUCGAUGUGUGGAGCAACGACGUCAGCCUGGCCAACAAAAUGGAGUCCUCGGGCAAACCGGAGCAGGUGCACAUCUCGCAGGAGACAUCCAGCUUCUUGGGUGAUGCCUACUAUCUGGAGGAGGGCGAGGAGGUGUUCGGUCACCGCACCUACUUCGUGGUGGGACGCCGUCGCGACUUCACCCGCACCAACAGCCUGAGUCCCAGCAUGCCGACCAAUGCGGCCGGCAGUGCCCUGCUGCUGCCCGGCGCCCACGGUGCCUCUGCCUCCCUCUCGCAGAGCGCCACCAAUGUGUCGGCGGUGCAGCCGAAUGUGCCGCCCGCCUCGCCGGUGGGCCAGCUGUCCAGCUCGCUGAAUCCCUCGCCGGUGCUCUCCAUGCGUCCGCGCCUCACCUCGCUGAGCAUGAAGCUGCGCAAGAAGUCGCAGAGUCGCGAUCGCGAUCGUGAUCGCGAUGUGGAGCGCGGCAUCAUCCAUCCGGCGGCGGCGGGUGUGCCACCGGUGAUUGUGGUGCGCGAACGGCCCAAGAUCAUAAUCACUACCAAAUCCCUGCCCGGCAGCCUCGACUCCGAUGAACAGAUGCCGGUUAGUCCACCAACGCCACGACCAAAUCCUCCAGCUGCCGACACACGAUCGAAGAUCAAGCUAAAGGUAUGGAAAAUGCCGCGUUUUCUCAAGCGUUUCGAGGAUUUGGCCAGCAGGAGUGGCAGCUGUGCAUCCGCGGCUCAACAGGAAAGGGAAAAGGAGCGGGAGCGGGAGAGGGAGAGGGAGCGAGAACGAGAGCGGGAGCGGGAGAAGGAGGAGCUUCAUCAGCAGAAUCAAUUGAAUCCCGAGGAGACGCUGGCCUUCAUGGACAGCCAGCUGCAGAAUGGCAACGGCUGUGGCUAUCAGCAGCUGCCCGUUUUGGUGGAGUCGCUCAGCGGCCAUCGCACCCAGACACUGGACAUACCGCCGGCUCGGCCGGUGCUCCAUCAUGCGGCCACGUCCACGGCCCUGGCCAGCAGUGUGCUCCGGUCGCCGGAGGCUGGAGGCGGUUGCUGCUCCCCGGGGCAGUACUCCAUGUACGACGACAUCAUCGAUGUGCGUUCCUACAUCAGUCAGUCGCGCAGCGAUAUAUCCCCCUUCGGUCGAUCGGGCAGCUAUAGAUCGCAGUGUGGCAGGCAGUCAACUGGCGGAGGUGGAGGUGGAGGAGGAGGAGGAGGAGGAGGAGGAGCGGGAGGAGCAGCGGGUACCUCACAGGCAGCACCCACAGUGGAACAAUCGCCAGUGCCGCGGCCACGAGCCUCGACAUUGGCCACCGGCAGACCCACCACCACCGCCACCGCCACACCGAACACCCUGGAGCCGGGGUCUUCGUCGGCCAGUCCUUGUUGCCUGCCAGCUCCCUGCAACGCCGGCAUCGGCAUCUUCCCGCCCACACACUCCCGCCAGUCGAGCAUUUGCCCAUCGGCCACGUCGCGCAAGGAUUCGGGCAUCAAGAGCAACUCGCGUCGCUCCUCGAUCCAGCAGCAGAUCUAUGCGCUCAACCAGUCGGCCAUCAGUCAGCACCGGGUGUCGGGCUACUUCACCAGCUCCACGUCGAGCAUCUCGAAUUUGGGCGAGGUGCAGGGCGUAUGCCUGGGUCUGGGUCUGCCGCUGGCCGUUCAGCCGCCGCCACCGCCGCUGCUGAUGCCCGCCUGCUCCUCGCAGCUGGCCGAUCCCUUGGCCGCCUGCCUGCAGCAGUUGCGCAAGCAGUCGGACCUCCAGCUGAUCCGUUGCGUGCGUGACAAUGCCCGGUCGCAACGGAGCUAUCUGGUGAAGCCACCGUUGCGCAGGUUCAGCUUGUACUUCAAGUCGCGCCAGCUGGAGCGCGACUUCCGUUCGAAGGCGCAUCGCUUUGGGGCCGAGAACGAGACGGAGGGACCGCCGACCCUGGCCACGCCGCGCUACAACACCUACAUUGACAUAUUCGUGGGCAUUGCCGUCUACCUGUGCAUCUCCGUGUCGCUCUUCCUGAUGACCCAGAACACGGUCACUCCGAGCUUUCGCCUGUGGGUGACCCUCUUCUCCUGCUUCACGGGCAUCCAGGUGUUUGCCCUUUUCCUCUUCACCCGCCAGAUGUGUCGUCGGCAGAGUGGCGGCGGUGGCGGCAACGUUAGCCACCGCUUCAGAUCCAAGUCGACGACCAGUGAGGAUCUGGAGAGGAGCGGGGAGGAGCAGCAGCGUGGGCCACACUUUGAGUCCUGCGCCGAUCGCAUUUUCGAGGCCAUCUCCAGCUGGUAUCCGUGGCACAUUUGCCUGGCCAUCCUGAUGGCCAUGCCCGUGCUGCUGAUCAUCGCCAAUUUUUUGCUGCUCGAUCUGGAGCAGCUGGAGGCCUUCGAGUAUCACUACGGCUUCCUGAUCUUCGUGUGCAUCGUGCACUUCUGCAAUUUCACGCAACUCAACUGCUGGGUGCGCAAUGUGCUGGCCUUCCUGGCCGCCCUCUGUUUCAUCGGCAUUGCGGUGUCACAGCUGAUGGUGUACAGUCACAAUCGCAGCGAGGAUCAGGAACUGGAUCAGGAACAGGAUCAGAAGGAUCAAGAGGAUCAGGCAUCGAACUUCAUUCAGGAGAUCAAGUGGUUCCAGGACUACCACGUAGAGAUCUAUCUGGACCUGCUGCUCAUCCUGGUGCUGGUGUGGUUCCUCAAUCGCGAGUUCGAGAUCGGCUACCGGCUGACCUUCUAUGGCAAUGCGGUGGCCAACCAGGACAAGGUGCGGGUACAGAACAUGAAGAACCAGGCGGACAUGCUGCUGCACAACAUCAUACCGAAGCAUGUGGCCGAGCAUCUGAAGAACACGGCCAAGUACUCGGAGAACCACCACAACAUAGCCAUCAUCUUUGCCUCGAUCGUCAACUUCAACGAGAUGUACGACGAGAGCUAUCUGGGCGGCAAGGAGUUUCUGCGGGUGCUCAACGAGCUGAUCGGGGAUUUCGAUGAGCUGCUGUCGCGACCAGAGUUCCGGGCCGUGGAGAAGAUCAAGACGAUCGGGUCCACGUUUAUGGCGGCCAGCGGACUGGAUCCGUCGCAUCGCGGCUCCGGCGACGAGCAUAUCCACACGCUGAUGGAGUUCUCAAUUGCCAUGCAGGAUGUGGUGGAUGCCUUCAACAAGGACCUCUUGGAGUUCAAUCUCAUCCUGCGCAUCGGCAUGAACAUUGGCGAUGUAACGGCGGGAGUGAUCGGCACCAGUAAACUGUACUACGACAUCUGGGGCGAUGCGGUCAAUGUGGCCUCCCGCAUGGACUCCACGGGUCUGCCCAAUCGCAUCCAGGUGGGCAAGGACUGCCUACCCUUCCUCGCCAAGCGCUAUGAGUUCGAGCCGCGCGGCAGUGUGUAUGUGAAGGGCAAGGAUCACAUGGAGGUGUUCCUCUACACGGGUCGCAGGGAGAAGCCACUGGAGGAGGAGGAGGCGGAGGAAGAGGCGGAGACGGAGGCGGAUGCGGAGGAGGCGGUGGAGCAGCAACUGAACCUGCUGGGUGUACAUAAGCUGGAGCAGUUGGACCAGCACAGCAAGCUGGACGACGAGGAGGAGGGGGAAGAGGAUGAGGAUGAGGAGGAGGAGGAGGAGGAGGAGGAUGACUUGCACUCCAGUGAGACCACUACGCUCUUUAAGUCGCAGGAGUCGCUCCAAGCGAAUGGUGGCCAACACUUGGCACCGGCCAAUAUCAUUGCUACCACCAUUACUCUUACCAACAGCAACAACAGCGGCAACAACAACAACAACAACAACAACACCACAACCAACAACUCAAUGCCAGUGGAAACUUAGGAAAUUGCUGGUAGAGGAAGGCACUUGAAAAAUGGUUUCAAAAUUGCAUUUAAUGGCUCCAACGGUGGAGCGAGCUUUCCAACAACAAACAUGGCUAAGAGGCGGAGUUGUGGCCGGAAAAUGAAACAAAACCAGAGGAUACAAGAGGAUACAGAGGGGCAGGGCGGGGGUGGGUUUGAAACAACCAACAAACCAAUGUGAUAUAAAUGAAUAUGAAUAGAUAGAAACGUUAGAAACGAUAGAAUCGGGUUAAAGUUGCUAGUGAUUGGUGAAUUGAUUCAUCAAUUGAUUAAUUGAUUCAUUGAUUAUUUGAUUGAUUGUUGUUAUGGCGUUUGGCUGAAUUAAGUUGAUAACACUUGCGAUAUCCAAAUGAAUAUCCAAAACACUCGCAGACUAAUGCAAAUUAUUCAACAUAUUGAUGUGUGUAUAUGUAUUUAAUUGUACUAGCCAGUUGACUCAUCUGAAAACCAAACGAAAUGCUUUCUUUCCUUUCUACCACUGUUUUUUUUUUUUUUUUUAAUAGCUCUAACUAAACUAAAUUAAACUAAUGAAAAUAUGUGGCUUUAAAUGGUAGUAGCGAAAUAUAGAUGUGGAUUGUAUGUAGAUUCAAUGUACCAUAGAGCUAACCAAUAUAUAUAUAUAUGUACAAGUAACUAAAUAACAUUUUUUUUGAGCCAACGAAUGGAUAUUACCUGUAUGUAUUUGCUGUUGUUCAAUGUUGAUCAAUAUGUGUAUAUAAAUGUAUGUAGCUAAAUUUAAAUGAUUGUGUCUCGCAGACAAUGGUCUGCUGCCAUAUAUAUGAGUUUGGUCGGCAGGGGCUAAUUUAAUUUCCAAAAAACAAAACCGUUUUGAAUAAAAACAGAUUUGAUCGAAA